GACAGAGCCGACAGUGAAGUGAAGGGUUUCAGACUCAGUCAUGUGUGAUUAAACGGGUGGACUGCAAUGAUCACAGGCGAUCUUAACCGCAAAUCUCGAUGAUAUUGGAUCAUAAAACGAUUUUUCUUAUUGCUCUGGACGGAAGAAAAUGUCCCACUAAGGAAGAAAAAAAACUGUCCUUGACUUAACUAACUUAUAGUUCACAGUAUUUGUUGCCAUACUUGUGCAGCAGCAGCAUCCUUCAUACAGUUUCUAUCACUCUCUCUCUCUCUCUCUCUCUCUCUCUCUCUCUGAAGAGCUGCAGCCAUGCAGCAGGAGCUUUUGUUCAAAGUCCUGGUCAUCGGGGACUUAGGGGUCGGAAAAACCUCCAUCAUCAAGCGGUACGUCCAUCAGAUCUUCUCCCAGCACUACCGAGCCACCAUCGGGGUGGACUUCGCCCUGAAGGUGCUGCAGUGGGACAAUGACACUGUGAUUCGGCUCCAGCUGUGGGACAUAGCAGGACAGGAGCGGUAUGGGAACAUGACUCGUGUCUAUUACCGGGAGGCGGUGGGAGCGCUGAUGGUGUUUGACGUGACGAGGGCCUCCACGUUUGACGCUGUGCUGAAGUGGAAGGAUGAUCUGGACUCCAAGGUAACCCUGAACCACGGGAGGCCAGUUCCAGCUGUGCUCUUGGCCAAUAAGUCCGACCAGCUGGCUUCCCAGCAGCCAAAACUUGACUCCUUCUGCAGGGAGAACGGCUUUGUUGGCUGGUUCGAGACCUCGGCAAAGGAAAACACAAACAUCGAGGAGGCAGUGCGCUGUUUGGUCGAGCACAUCCUGAACAACGAGGAGAGCCCGAUGAUAGAGCGAGACCCCAGCAACCUUGUCCUGUCUGGGUACACUAACACCGCAAAGGAUCAUCUCAACUGCUCGUCGUGUGUGAAAUGGUGACUCCUGACCAGUCACAGACGACCAGGAAGUGAACAGCUGUGAGGCUACGGCCACACAGAUAAGUUUGGCUCAGGGACUGUUUGUAAAAAAAAAAAAACCAUCGCCUUAGCCCACAGUGAGCUUUGUACCAGUGUUCAUCGGCUGUGCUCACACUGCAGGCCAACAUGAUGUGAUUAUACACUAAUGAAAACAUACCUGUGAAAAUUAAAUAACAUUUCUGCCAAUAGAUCAUCCUUUGAUUUAUAUUUCACAACUAUGGAAAACCCAAAUUUAUUUAAUCUUUUUUUGCCAUGGGAAUUGUACAGUCUUAUUUUAUUUUAUUCUUUGGUAUUAAAAAGAUCUUUAAAGUAAUUUCAUUUGCACAUGAAAAUUGCAUUUUUUUUGUUACAUUCUAUGACAUAACCUUAAUAUAUUAUCAAUAUAAACUUACAGUGGAUAAUAUGUACAAUUUUGAACUUAUUUUCCUUCUCUGCUUAUUAUUAUUAUACAUAUAUGACAUUGUGCCUUUGACAUUUGUCUGAACUGACAGCUCCUGACACUUUGGUCUGCAGUGUGAACACAGACAUAAAAACAUGAAGCUUUCUUGCAUUCUUUGCACUUUUCCUCGGGCCAUCAUCAUGCAGUCUACUAUUAGGUCAGUGGACAAGAGGGAGUAAAGUCUUUAAGAGAUGUGAAAACAGCUAAAACUGCAAAUGCUGGAAAUAUCUACAGAGUCGUAAAUUUUAUGCAUAUUGUGGAGCUGAUAUGAGUGCUGUCUGUAUUACGAGCCAUCAAGGUCCUGAGGUGCAUUUUUAUUAAAGUUUAAUCAAAAUUUAA
Messenger RNA from Dicentrarchus labrax (European seabass), 1746 nucleotides. It is a transcript of the gene rab38c, whose product is annotated as RAB38c, member of RAS oncogene family. Gene Ontology annotation, cellular component: trans-Golgi network; Golgi apparatus; vesicle. Gene Ontology annotation, biological process: vesicle-mediated transport. Bases 307 to 930 code for a protein of 207 amino acids. The transcript is spliced from 4 exons. Gene Ontology annotation, molecular function: GTPase activity; GTP binding. The record is from RefSeq and is a predicted model, not a curated record. Lineage: Eukaryota; Metazoa; Chordata; Actinopteri; Moronidae.